Molecule: messenger RNA, 3229 nt
Organism: Myripristis murdjan (pinecone soldierfish)
Lineage: Eukaryota; Metazoa; Chordata; Actinopteri; Holocentriformes; Holocentridae
Gene: rragca
Product: Ras-related GTP binding Ca
Exons: 7
Coding region: 178-1326 (382 amino acids)
Biological process (GO): cellular response to starvation; positive regulation of TORC1 signaling; negative regulation of autophagy
Cellular component (GO): Gtr1-Gtr2 GTPase complex; nucleus; lysosome
Molecular function (GO): GTPase activity; GTP binding
Source: RefSeq, a predicted model, not a curated record
AUCCAAAGGAAAUGUGUGGGACUGGGAGCACGCUCUGUGUUUGUAAGUAGCCCAAGCAUAACUGACAAAGUAUUUCAUCGUUUAACGCUAGGUGCUGGGCUAUAUUCCGGUACAAACACGGCUGUAUUAAACGACAAGUAAGGGGGGGAUUGGGGAAGCGACCGUCGUUAGGUCAAAAUGUCGAUUCAGUACGAGGUGGAACAGCUGGCUGACAGCUACGGGGUUGCGGACUCGUUCCCCAAAGAUUUUGGCUAUGGAGAAGAGGAGGCCGACAUCGAGGACAGCCCAGCACCGUCCGAUAGCAAACCGAGAAUCCUGCUGAUGGGUUUGCGAAGAAGCGGCAAAUCGUCAAUACAAAAGGUGGUAUUCCACAAAAUGUCUCCCAAUGAGACUUUGUUCUUGGAGAGCACCAACAAGAUCUACAAGGACGACAUCUCCAGCAGCUCCUUCGUGAACUUCCAGAUCUGGGAUUUCCCCGGCCAGGUGGACUUCUUCGACCCCACCUUUGACUAUGAGAUGAUCUUCAGAGGAACCGGGGCCUUGAUAUUUGUCAUUGAUGCUCAGGAUGAUUAUGUGGAGGCCUUGGGCAGGCUCCACCUCACUGUGUCACGGGCCUACCGGGUCAACCCAGAGAUCAACUUUGAGGUGUUCAUCCACAAAGUAGACGGCCUCUCAGACGAUCACAAGAUUGAGACCCAGAGAGACAUCCACCAGAGAGCCAAUGAUGACCUCGCAGACGCUAGCUUAGAGAAACUGCACCUCAGCUUCUAUUUAACGAGUAUCUACGACCACUCCAUCUUCGAAGCCUUCAGCAAAGUGGUGCAGAAACUCAUCCCUCAACUUCCCACUCUGGAGAACCUCCUAAACAUCUUCAUUUCUAAUUCAGGGAUAGAGAAGGCCUUUUUAUUUGAUGUGGUCAGUAAAAUCUACAUCGCCACAGACAGCUCCCCUGUAGACAUGCAGUCCUAUGAGCUGUGCUGCGAUAUGAUCGAUGUGGUCAUCGACGUCUCCUGCAUCUACGGCUUGAGGGAGGACGGCAGUGGCAGCGCCUACGACAAGGAGUCCAUGGCCAUCAUCAAGCUAAACAACACCACUGUGCUGUACCUGAAGGAGGUCACCAAGUUCCUCGCCCUCGUCUGCAUCCUGCGAGAAGAAAGCUUCGAGCGCAAAGGAUUGAUAGACUACAACUUCCACUGUUUCCGGAAGGCUAUCCACGAAGUAUUCGAGGUUGGCGUCUCCACUCAGCGCCUGGCAGGCCCCCAGGCAGUGGGCACGCCCUGCACCAAGGCUGUGGCUCUCAACGGCACGCCACGCAACACGGUCUAGACACCCAGAGAGAUAAAAAAAAAAAAAAAGAAGAGGCCAAGAGAGGGUAGAGGAAAGGAAAGAGGGAGAAGGGCCAGGGAGCCUGCGGAGAAGAGACUAAUGGAUUGGGGCUCACCAGUGCACCAAUCAUGAUCCCUUGCUCCCAGCACCUAAAGCACUGAGAGACGGCUAGAGCCAAGAGAACGUAGGAGCAGCACUGGAGCACAGAGGGGGCACACACUUCUCAAGAUAGGAUGGAAGGGAAAUUCAAGCAUCCGUUUCAGGACGAGUGCACGGCAUUUUUAGGCACACUGUUGGCUGCGAGGGAGUCAAUAUUGUAAAAACGCACCUGGACUUGUGUACACUAGAGAGAGAGCAAAAGGUGUUGUGGAUUUUUCCUUGGCUUUCCCAUUGCAGUCAGAGGAGGGGGUGAUGGCUGUGACAAUUUGCUGCUGGUCCUUCUAUGUGAACUAUGGAAAAAAAAUAAUACAACUUUAUUGUAACUCCUUGCAUUGGACAAGCUGUAAUGUCAAUUUGCAGGGAUCAGAAUAGUGAUGUACCCUUAUAAAAGGCCCUUCCCCCCCCGAACCCACCCAGUUCUGCGCUGAUGAAAAAAUGGUGGAUGAGAACAGCUAGUCCAAAACCCCCCUCACAAGUUCAGAGAUGGCCUUAUGUAGAUGAAGCUUGCCUCAGACGCAAGCUUUCUCUCACUACCAUUCACCUCACGCUACCUGAAUGCUGCCCAAAACUUGCUUUUUGGUUUCACUUCUGAAGGGAAAAACAAGGUUCCUCGAGCAGAGUGAUAAGGGAUUGCAGUGUCCAUCUGUUAGGCUUUUUAUGUGUGGUAUGUGAGUGUGUGCGUGCGUGUGUAUGUGUGUGUGUCUGUGUGUGUUAAAGAAAGGUAUUGUUCCUCGAUUCCAGACUGGGCCCCAUAUCUAUACUCGUGAAGGACCUGUGCUAAACAUUGUAUGAUGUCCUAGUUAUGCAAACAGCUUGGCAAAGUAAAGCUACUCCUAGCCGUUUGAUCAGCGAGAGUAACUACUCUGCGUGUACUCCACCUAAAAUCAAACUUUGUAAUUGAUAUUGCUGAUAUUAGGUUGUAAGAUUGGAAAAAAUGAAUUUGGCUACAGAUUUCAGUGGAAAAUAUUAAUAAAAAUGUUGCCAAAAUUAAUUAUAAAAUUGAAAUAAUCAAAUGGGUAAGAAAAUGUAGUUCAUAAUCAAAGACCUAUUUUCUGCCAGUUUGUAAUGAUAUUAUUGUCUUGAAUUAAUCGUAUCUGGUUGAGUUGCAGGACUGGAGUCAGAAACUAUAAGGUGUGCAUUCCUCAUUGGCUGUUUAGAGUGAAUGUAAUAAACAUUUUGGAAUCAUAAUGAAGUGGACUCAAAUAAGAUUUUUUUUUUUUAAAAAACCACCUAUCGUGUCAGUCCUGCCCAGAAUGAUUCCAUUUCUUUUAUAUUUAGUGUGGCUGUAAUCACAAAAAUUCACAAGAACAAAACACAACAGAAUAUUCAGCAGCGUCCAAUACCCAUUCCAAGCAUGUAUGCAUCAGUGUAUUGUCAACUUGUAUUGUUCAACCCUAACAUCGCUCAUUGUAUUUAAAGGUGGGAAUGUGAAAGUGGACUAACCAAGAAAAUUAAACAUGGAAAAGAGGAGAAUAAGACCAAAUUUCAUUACUGUUGCCAUUUACAAUUACAUGCAAGAUGUUCAAGAUGUCCUUUCUUUUCUUUUCUUUUCUUUUCUUUUUUUUUUUUUUAAAUCGGGGCAGAUGUGGGGACUCAGACUGGCUUCAUCUAAAGACACGUCCUGUCAACCUAGGCCAUUAUCAGUCACAUGAAAAUAAACACUUGCACAUCUGAACCAUGAUGGAUGAUUGAUUUGAUGUAUUAUGACGCUAUACUGUGUGAAAUAAAUGAAAAUCUCAAUUUU